Messenger RNA from Coccinella septempunctata (seven-spotted ladybird), 1200 nucleotides. RefSeq names its product zinc finger protein 676-like. Gene Ontology annotation, molecular function: RNA polymerase II transcription regulatory region sequence-specific DNA binding; DNA-binding transcription factor activity, RNA polymerase II-specific. Gene Ontology annotation, biological process: regulation of transcription by RNA polymerase II. The coding region runs from base 109 to 1083 and encodes 324 amino acids. NCBI's taxonomy places the organism in Eukaryota, Metazoa, Arthropoda, Insecta, Coleoptera, Coccinellidae. The transcript is spliced from 2 exons. The record is from RefSeq and is a predicted model, not a curated record.
CAGUUAUGCAUCUUGAUUGAUAUUAUAACAUAUCAUAACUCUUACCUUAUCUUUUUUGUUAUAAAAAUUUUCUUAGUGCAAUAUUGAGUAUUUGUAGCUUUCUGUGGGAUGGAUUGUACCCCCAUCAAUCAUCAAAACGUUGAAAUCAAGGAAGAACCGUUUAAUCCUGUUACAGAUGUUCAGCUAAAGAUAGAAAGUGGUAACAGUGAAGUCCAUCAUGAAAGUUCAGAUGUCUUAGAUAUUCACGAACAAUUUAUUGAUGAAAAUGGUGUAUACGAUAGGAAAGAAUAUGUUCUUAAAAGUGAUAGUGAUUUAGGACAAAUUGAACAUGUCACGAAACAUGUGAGCAGUUCAACUCAUUCAGAUACUGAUAUCGAUUCGAGUCAAGAUGAGAUUUUUCCAAAUAAUUCAUGUUCCGAUGAUAGGAUAAGGAACCUACACAAAUGCGACAAGUGCAAUGUAGUUUUCAAAAUUAAAAGUAAACUGAAACGACAUAUUCAAAGUGUUCAUUUGAAUCUCAGGCGUUACAAGUGCGAAUCUUGCAGCUAUGCCGCCUAUGACAAGGGGAAUCUAAGCAGACAUGUCAAAUCUGUUCAUUCAAUCAAGAGACAAUAUAAAUGUCCCCAGUGUUCUUUCACUACAAAACUGGAAACUUGCCUGGAAACUCACAUAGAUUCUGUUCAUUUGAAAUUGAAACAUUAUAAAUGCAAAUUCUGCGAUUAUGAGACCAAUAUCAAAUCGAUCCUCAAAAUGCAUACAAAUGCUGUUCACCUGAAUUUGAGGCAGUUCAAGUGUCAGUUUUGCGAUUAUGCCGCUUCGCGAAAAACCCAAUUGAAGUACCACAUCGAUGGCAUCCAUUUGCAAUUGAAACAGUAUAAAUGUCACCUUUGUGAAUAUGUUGGAAACACACCUUCGGUCCUAAAGAGACAUAUAAAUAACGUUCAUCUGAACUUGAAGCCACACAAAUGUCAGAUGUGCCAAUUUGCAGCCAACCAGAAAUCGGAUCUAGGUAUACAUGUGAAAUCUGUUCAUUCCAAAGGGAAACAAUUAAAGUGUCACUUGCGUGGACUGACUACUAAUUAAAAACAUGCUCUUGAAAAACAUACUCUAGUUGAACAUUUGAAUCAGUGAUGCAUAGUUAUUUUUCCCAGAAUUUCUUAAAUUUUUUUCCUGUUAGGAAUAAAUAAGAAUUUCAUCAAA